GGUUCCAGGAAAAAUCAUCAGCUGUCUUCCCGCUCUUCUGCAGUGUCCUAACUCAGAUCUCAGAGACCCGGGCUAUAAAAGCCAGGGGGAAUCUGGGCAAAGCUUCACAUCACUCUCCAGGGAGCUGCAGCCAUGAAGAUCCAGGCUCUUUCUGCUCUCCUUUUCCUCCUGAUCGCCACAAAUGAAGCCAAAGUUUGGGACAAAUGUGAACUGGGCAGGGAGAUGAAAAGCAAAGGCAUGGAUGGGUUCCAGGGCUACUCACUGGCGAACUGGAUCUGCAUGGCCUAUCACGAGAGCAAAUACGAUACCAGUGUUGUGGGCCCCGCAAAUACAGAUGGCAGCCUAGACUUUGGGAUUUUUCAGAUAAACAGCAGAUACUGGUGCCAACAUGGAAAGCUUCCAUCGGCGAACGGGUGCAACAAACCCUGCAGCAGUUUCCUAAAUGAUGACAUCAGCGAUGACAUUGAGUGUGCUAAGAGAAUCGUCCAGGACCCCCAAAAGAUGGAUGCCUGGGUUGCAUGGGUGAAAAACUGCAAAGGAAAAGACCUCUCCGAAUGGACUCAGGGUUGCAGCAAUCUGUGAUUCCCACGAAGGCCUGAGCUCCAGCCCUUCUCUUUGUGCUUUGCUGUUUGAAAGAGGACCUCGCUGCUCUUAACAUUCGUCCGUUUCUAGCUGAACGUGUUCUUGCUGAAUGUGCAUUUGCACCCCUGUUAGGUGGGGAGGAUGCCUGUUUUUGCACAUGAAAGAGUCGUUUGAAAAGUGUCUGUGCAGGGGGGGGGGGAGGGGAGAGCAGAUUUUUGCUUUGGAUGAAGGGUUUCUCUGCUGCAAAACCUUCAAUAAAAUGAGUGCAACCACCUCCAA
This is a messenger RNA of Heteronotia binoei (common prickly gecko), 861 nucleotides long. RefSeq names its product lysozyme C, milk isozyme-like. NCBI's taxonomy places the organism in Eukaryota, Metazoa, Chordata, Lepidosauria, Squamata, Gekkonidae. The record is from RefSeq and is a predicted model, not a curated record. The coding region runs from base 133 to 582 and encodes 149 amino acids. The transcript has 4 exons. Gene Ontology annotation, molecular function: lysozyme activity.